Messenger RNA from Gaeumannomyces tritici R3-111a-1, 1524 nucleotides. RefSeq lists its product as hypothetical. Bases 1 to 1524 code for a protein of 507 amino acids. The record is from RefSeq and is a predicted model, not a curated record. NCBI's taxonomy places the organism in Eukaryota, Fungi, Ascomycota, Sordariomycetes, Magnaporthales, Magnaporthaceae. The transcript is spliced from 3 exons.
AUGGUCAAAUCUCCAAACCCAGGCACUCUCUUCCAUCUUCUGCCGCUCAACCCCCUUGCCCAUGAUGCUCUCAGGCAUCCUGACAACAAGCACCUCGUAUCCACGAGUCAAGAUGGCCAGCCUGGUUUAGAGGUUGGCUUCCAUGUGCGUAUGAUGCCCAACGGCCGCACACUGGCGGAGCUUGGUCGGAAUGCCCAUCUUAUUCUUCUGGAAAGCACUCCCGAGAACCCCAUGUCCCGCGUCCACGCCGCCUUCGAGUUCAACGCAGCCACCGGCCUUGUCCUGCUUUCCUUCAAAAGCAGCAGCACCUCUCCGAGGUCGGUGGCUGUUCGUCCGUCAAGCUCGGGCGAUGGCGGCGAGACUGUGCACGGAGGCAGCGUCAUCGUCUACGGCACCAACUACAACCUCUCGAUUGCUGCCUACAACUUCAGGCUCGUUAGGUCAACUCUUUCUAGUGUCCAUCUGGACAACCACAAGCUUCUGGAGCAGCUGGCGCGCCGCGGCUACGACAGUGCCGUAGAGCUCAUGGCAAACUUCAAGUCGCGGGACCAGCUGACGGAAGGCGAUGGCAAGUCCAGGGCACUGUCCCACACGGACUCGGCAAUUGGCACCUCGACCAUGCGCCCAGAGAUGUUCAUGCCGCUGCAUGACGGAGCUCUGAACAUGCCGGUUGAGCCCAUGGGCCACGAUGCUCGCGCAAGCAUCUGCCCUCCCUUGGCCGAGCAGAUUCUCAGCGCCCUCGACUACCCGGACUGCAAAAACCUCGUCCACCGCGACGAGCCAGGUGGCCAUUGGCGCGAGCACGAAGGAGUACAUGGCCCCGGAGGUCGACAUGGCGACCAACAACGCCCUGAGCCCAAGAUCGACAUGCGGUCCUUCUGCGCGACGAUGCUCAACGUCCUCUGCAAAUUCCCGCCCGCCGACAAGUCACGGGCGGUGCUCACAAAGACCCUGGAGACCGAGGCCAGCCACCAUCCACUCCUGGCGCGCAUUGGGAAACGGCUCCCCGAGCAGCGCGCGUCCGCCGCCCAGCUCCUCGUCGUCUACUUCAGCUCGCGGGGCCUGACCUCGAGCGCGCCCGCGACCCCCGCUCUUCAGCCGUUCGUCCGCGACGUCCAGGCGGCGGCGGCGGCGGCGCUGCCCACGGCCCCUUCCAUCCCCGAGCUCACCAUGGCCUCCGCCUCGGCGGUGCUGUCGCCGCCCGUCCCGGCGCCCUUCGACCCCAGCCAGCCCAGGCUCCUCGGCACCCUCCAAAUCGGCGCGUCGCUGGCACGGUCGCGCACGCGGUUCCAGCCCGGCGGCGGCGCGAAGCGCAUAGAGCCGCGGCCGGGCGCCGACGACGGACGGCCCAGGAGCCGCAAGCGGGGCGGCGGCUCGCGCGUGUGGAGCAACAUCGGGCCGGACUGGGUCGGGCGCGACGGGGGUCGCCAAGCGCCGCCACGUCGACGAAGCGAGAGAUGUCGCCGCCGCCCGCAGGCGGGGGCUGAGGAUGGUCGCGGCCGCGAAGAAGUUCUUCACGGUUGA